AUGCCAAACGUAAACGACGGCGUCCAGACCUACGAACUCGGAAACUUCGAGCUCAAAUGCGGCGUGACCCUCCCAAAUGCCUUCGUCGCCUACAAGACCUUUGGCGAUCCCUCGCUUCCUGCAAUCAUGUACCCAACCUGGUACUCCGGAUCAAUCGCUGACAAUGAGUGGUUGAUUGGCGAGGACAUGGAGUUGAGCCCGAAGAAGUACUUUGUUAUCAUUGUUGCGAUGUUUGGGAAUGGGCAGAGUUCGAGUCCGAGUAAUCAGGCUGCUCCGAUGAAUGGGCCAAACUUCCCGUAUAUCGCCGUUGCGGAUAAUGUGCGUGCUCAGUAUACCCUCGUCACCGAAAAGCUCGGGAUCAAGCAUCUCCAUGCUGUAGUCGGCUGGUCCAUGGGUGCUGGGCAGACGUAUCAAUGGGGUGUUUCCUACCCUGAUUUCAUGGACUAUCUGGUUCCAUUCUGCGGAUCGGCGAGGACGGCGAUCCACAACAAAGUCUUCUUGGAGAGUAUCAAAGCAGCCUUGACUGCUGACACCGAAGGCUUUAAGGGUGGGAACUACGGCGAUAAGAAGCCCGAGGUCGGACUCAAGGCUUUCGGGAGGGUCUACGCUGGGUGGGGCUUUAGCCAGGCCUGGUACCGCGAGGAAAUUUGGAAGACACAGUUUGGGUUCAAGACGCUUGAGGAGUUCCUGGUGGGUUUCUGGGAAGCAUGGGCGUUAUCGAAGGAUGCGAAUAACUUGCUCUGUAUGCUCGAGACGUGGAAGAACGGAGAUAUCUCGGCUGGUGAACCCUUCAAUGGCGACUUCGAGGCUGCUCUUCGCUCAAUCAAAGCGAAGACGUUAGUCCUUCCCGGUCAUACCGACCUUUACUUCCCUCCCGAAGACAGCCAGUACGAAGCUGAGCACCUUAACGAUGGGAUCUGUGAAUCGAUCCCCUCGAUCUGGGGACAUUGGGCGGGUGGACCUGGUGAUUCGAAGGAAGAUGUUCGUUGGUUGGACGAGAGGUUGUCUAAGUUCUUGAAUGGAAAGGGGUGA
Molecule: messenger RNA, 1032 nt
Organism: Saitoella complicata NRRL Y-17804
Lineage: Eukaryota; Fungi; Ascomycota; Saitoellomycetes; Saitoellales; Saitoellaceae
Product: homoserine acetyltransferase family protein
Exons: 3
Coding region: 1-1032 (343 amino acids)
Biological process (GO): biosynthetic process
Molecular function (GO): acyltransferase activity, transferring groups other than amino-acyl groups
Source: RefSeq, a predicted model, not a curated record